This is a messenger RNA of Sturnus vulgaris (Common starling), 1092 nucleotides long. It is a transcript of the gene RAD51AP1, whose product is annotated as RAD51 associated protein 1. The record is from RefSeq and is a predicted model, not a curated record. NCBI's taxonomy places the organism in Eukaryota, Metazoa, Chordata, Aves, Passeriformes, Sturnidae. Gene Ontology annotation, molecular function: double-stranded DNA binding; single-stranded DNA binding. Gene Ontology annotation, biological process: double-strand break repair via homologous recombination; interstrand cross-link repair.
GCGCCGAGCGGCACCGGCGGGGAUGGCGCGGCCGGCCAGGAGGAACAAGAAAGUUGUUGAUUAUUCUCAGUUUGGGGAUUUGGAAGAUGAUGAUGAAGACUUUGCACCUUCAAGCAAAAAAUCCAGAACACAGCUCAAGGAAUCGAAGAAGGAGAAAAAAGAGAAGCCAAAAAAACCCAAAGAAGUGACUCCAUCACAGACACAGACACUAAGUAAGAGGUUAUCCUUGGAUGACAAACUUUAUAAAAGAGAUUUGGAAGUUGCCUUAGCCUUGUCUGUCAAAGAAAAAUCUGCAGAUCCCCAAGAGGUGCAAAAUUCAGAAGAGAAAGGUAAGAAUAUUGAAUCAGAAAAUACACAGAGGAGACCUCCUUUUUCCAACUGCAGUGUGGAUGGUGAACUUUUGGGCCUCAAUCAGGUUAUGAAUGAUAACACACCUGAGGGUGAUGAGAGGCAAAGGACAGCAGCAACCAAAGUUCCAGCACAUCACAAGUCAGAGGUGGUUGUCAGUGAUGACAGAGCCCAGGAUCCUGACUCUGAGCCAGAGUCUCUACCCACAUCACCUAUAGUUUCUCCUUCCUGGAUAACAGAGCACAACUCUGAGCCAAGGCAGAAGGUGAUGUCCAGUCCCUCAGAAGCAGCUGGGAGGCCUCUGCAUGCAUCAAGUCCUGUUACAGACAAAAAGCCUAAAUGGACACCACCAGCUCCAUCAGGAAGCAGUAAUGCCUCUGUGAAAUGUGUUCCUGUUAAGUCACCUACUCACUGCCUUAGACUCGGCCUCUCCAGAUUGGCAAGAGUCAAACCUCUCCAUCCCAGUGCUACCAGCAGUUAAAUGGUCAGUGACAAAGUGCCACAUGGGAAAAGACUGUGGAAAGGGUUUUGCUGACAAACAGAGGGUGGGCAGCAUCCUGGAAUCACCCAUUUUGGAGGUCUCUUGUUACAGAUGUGUCUGAUGUUAGGAUGAGUUUUGAUUCUGCAAAUUUCUAGGCAUCUUUAAGUGCUUCUGAAUAAUAACGUGAUUUUAUCAAAGUGAUAUCUGGGCCACCAGCUUUUUGAUGUAUUAUAUUCAGAGAUGUUGGUUUGUGAUAAUUUUAA